AGUAGAAUAAUUGCCAAUAAACACAUCUCGUAUGCCUCCGACUUAAGUGCAGGCGAUUUGUGCACCAAAUUGACUUAACAAAUGCCAAAUCAUACAUUUGUCGCCGGAAGUCGUCGUGUGAAGCUUUUUGCAGUCGCUGACAGCUGUUUCGACUCGGUGAAAUGGAGCACAUCCGAACGCCAAAGGUGGAGCAGGUGAAGCUGUUGGAUCGCUUCAGCAACAAAUUCACGAAUGGCACACUGUACCUCACAGCAACACAUCUCAUCUUUGUGGAGAGCAGCUCAAACAACUCGACGUCUGCCGCACAGGAGAUCUGGAUUUUGCAUCACCAUAUAGCGUCUGUGGAGAAGCUCUCUCUGACCACCAUGGGCUGUCCUCUGGUCAUCCAGUGUCGCAACUUCCGGUUGGUUCAUUUUGUGGUCCAGAGAGAAAGAGAUUGCCACGACAUUUACAGCUCGCUGCUGCGUCUUCUACGGCCCGUGUCCUAUGAGGAACUCUACGCCUUCUCCUACAACCCCAAACAGAACGACCAACAGAGAGAGGAAGGAUGGCAAAUCAUCGACCUCGGGGCGGAGUUUGAGAGGAUGGGCGUCCCCUGCGACCAAUGGCAGCUCACGAACGUCAACAGAGACUACAAGGUGUGUGAGACGUAUCCACGGGACCUGUACGUUCCCAUCACAGCCAGUAAGCCGAUCAUUGUGGGCAGCUCCAAGUUCAGAAGCAAAGGACGCUUUCCUGUACUCACCUACUUCUACCAAGAAAAGAAGGCGGCAGUGUGUCGAUGCAGUCAGCCUCUCUCUGGGUUCAGUGCGCGGUGCCUCGAGGAUGAGAGCAUGCUGCAGGCGAUCAGCAAGGCCAAUCACAACAGCCGAUUUGUCUACGUCAUGGAUACCAGGCCAAAAUUGAAUGCGCUCGCUAAUCGAGCGGCAGGUAAAGGCUACGAGAACGAGGAUAACUACUCCAACAUCCGCUUCCAGUUUGUUGGCAUUGAAAACAUCCACGUAAUGAGAACCAGCCUGCAGAAGCUCCUAGAAGUGAUCGGGACUCGGUCUCUGUCCAUGAGCGACCACCUGGUUGGCCUGGAGAGCUGCGGCUGGCUGCGGCACAUCAAGGCUGUCAUAGAUGCCGCUAUCUUUCUCAGCAAGGCGGUGACGGUGGAAGGAGCCAGUGUGUUGGUUCAUUGUUCAGACGGAUGGGACAGAACAUCCCAGGUCUGCUCACUGGGGGCCCUGCUCAUGGACCCUUACUACCGCACUAUCAAGGGCUUCAUGGUACUGAUCGAGAAAGACUGGAUCUCUUUUGGUCACAAAUUUGCCGACAGGUGUGACCAGUUGGACGGGGAUCCAAAGGAAGUGUCCCCUAUCUUCACUCAGUUCCUCGAGGGUGUCUGGCAGCUGACAGAGCAGUUCCCACAGGCUUUUGAGUUCAGCGAGUGGUUCCUGCUGCAGAUUCACGAACACGUUCACUCCUGUCAAUAUGGAAACUUUCUUGGCAACAAUCAGAGACAGAGAGAAGACUUGCGGCUGAGAGAGCGGACCCACUCACUGUGGGCAUAUCUCAUGAGUGAAAAGCAGAACUACUUGAAUCCAUUCUACAGCCCGGCGUACUCUGAAAGGCACCCUGUGCUGGAGCCUUCCACUCUGCCCUCCCAUUUCAAGUUCUGGAGGAACAUGUACCACCAGUUUGACCGGUCUAUGCACCCACGGCAGUCCAUCCUCAAAACGGUCCUAACUCUGAGAGAGAACAGCCUCAAGGCCGAGGGCACAUUGCAAGCACUGGAGAACCGGCUCCAGCAGCUCGGUGUGACCCCCAUUGUGACCUCUGACCCUCCUCCGCCCACCAGAGAUCAGCGCAGCAACUCCAACACCCUCCCGCCACGUCCCGAUUCCCUCAUUCUUGGGGCGCCCAUAAGCCACAAAGAAGUGCAGCGGUGGGAGGAGGAGGACGAGCAGCAGCAGGAGGAGGAAGGGGAGGAGGAAGGGGAGGAGGAAGGGGAGGAGGUAGGCGAGGAGGCGACAGAGAGCACCGACACAGAGCGUACAGUGGAGGGGAGCAGCGGCAGCGAGAGCAGAAAGCAGAGCUACGGAGAGCUGGAAGGGACACACAACAGCGAGUUGGCCAAAGAGGAGCCAGCUGUUGUCAGCCUGGAGUUUGGAGUGGCGCACAUGACCUGCUGAGACCAAACAGAGGCAUUGUGGGAUACUGAGGGAAAGGCGCGGCCUACUGGGAGUGUGUGUGUGGCAAGGGGAAGCUGUCGCUCUGUAUGUGGUAACAUGCUGAUUACGCAAUGGUCCUAAAUGGGCUGAGUGAAUGAAGUUGUAUGUGUGUAUAGUCUAAAUAUCAAUGGAAAGGGUCAUUAUUAUGUCAUAUACUGCACACCUAUAGAAAAAAGCUUGUUUUUUUAUCAAUGUUGAAAAGCACUAUAGAGAACUAAUGAAUAAAAUAAGAGAAUAAAUUCAUCAA
Pseudoliparis swirei is the source of this 2463-nucleotide messenger RNA. It is a transcript of the gene mtmr6, whose product is annotated as myotubularin related protein 6. The coding region runs from base 162 to 2177 and encodes 671 amino acids. NCBI's taxonomy places the organism in Eukaryota, Metazoa, Chordata, Actinopteri, Perciformes, Liparidae. The record is from RefSeq and is a predicted model, not a curated record. The transcript has 15 exons. Gene Ontology annotation, biological process: dephosphorylation. Gene Ontology annotation, molecular function: phosphatidylinositol-3,5-bisphosphate phosphatase activity. Gene Ontology annotation, cellular component: nuclear envelope.